Falco peregrinus (peregrine falcon) is the source of this 4623-nucleotide messenger RNA. RefSeq names its product dystroglycan 1-like. The coding region runs from base 71 to 1411 and encodes 446 amino acids. The transcript is spliced from 3 exons. Gene Ontology annotation, cellular component: sarcolemma; dystroglycan complex; dystrophin-associated glycoprotein complex. Lineage: Eukaryota; Metazoa; Chordata; Aves; Falconiformes; Falconidae. Gene Ontology annotation, biological process: axon guidance; nerve development; morphogenesis of an epithelium. The record is from RefSeq and is a predicted model, not a curated record. Gene Ontology annotation, molecular function: laminin binding; calcium ion binding.
CCUUUAUAGUCUGCCUUCUCCUCCAACCGCAUCGAUCUGUGACUCAGGCUUAGUACAUACUAGACUAGAGAUGGCAUGUUUGCAGGGUCAGUUGGAGGUGGCUCAGACACUGCUACCAUCGCCCCAGGAUCCAAGCACCUUGCUGUUUCCCACAUCUGAAAGACUACAGUCUGUGGAAACUGCAUGGAUGCUUCCUCCGUUUUCUGUUUCACAAGAGCUUCAGAAUACAACCCCAGGGCAAGCGAACACUUCCCCAAGGGUUGUUCAUUCCAUUAAAUUCCUAACAGCAACUAUUGGAUGCCUCUUCUUUUUUCCUAUACCUGCCAACACAUUUUACGAUGAGGAAGAUGGCAACUCAAGUCAGUUAUCUCUACAAAUCAUUCCAGCUGACGGCUCUCCGUUGGGAUCAGAAAGCUGGCUGCAGUUUAACACCUCUCAGCGAACCAUGCACGGCUAUCCCCUCGAUAUUGAUUUCCAGUAUUCGCCUCAGCAGUUCGUGCUGUCUGCCACAGAUUCAGGCGGCCUGACUGCCUGGGAGUCCUUCACCAUCGAGCUCCUGAAGCCCAGCAACGUACCAUGCCAUCUUUACACUGUCAGAACAAGAAACAGCUACUACUCUUUCCUGAGAGAGAGGAAAAGGAUUAGUUUGUUUCUAGAGAAGCUCUCCCUCUAUUUGAGCUCCAGCAGUCCCAAAGACAUCGUGGUGACCGCCCUCAAACCCGGCUCCACAGUCAUCUCGUGGUACAACAGUUCGCUGUGCCCAAGUGCCAACAGAUCUUCCAGCUGGUGCGCUAAAGAGGAAAUCCAGGAAGCACUAGAGAAAUUAAGAGUGCCGGAUGGGUACGUUAGCCCACACUUUGUCCAAGCAAUGCUGCCAGAAUACAAAAUUGAUGUAAUUUUCGACAUUUCAUACAGUGAAGUCUGCCUUCCCACUACAGCGCCACUUGACGGGUCUCUUAACAGUACUGUGCCUACGCUUCAAGGCAAGAAUGACUCUGUGACUACAAAGACCCCACCUGCCUUACCGAGCAGCCUUUGUGCCACUGUUGGGGUGGUUCUGAUAAUAUUUGUUUGCUGGGUUUGCAAGUACCACAGGAAGAUUCCUGGACCACAGCCUGUGGCAUUUCAGAGAAACCCCCAGUUAAGCCACGCUGAUGUGGAACUGGAUGUCCUGAAACCUCGCAAAGCGCCUGUACACGAGUGCCGGGCCUCACCUUCACCGCAGCUAUGGGUACCACCUUCGGCGCCGCUUCCCUCCCGAGAGCAGUGCUGCAGGGCGGGCAGACAGCCUCACAUCACACCAGCUUCUCAGCCACCAAAGUACCAACUCCCUCCCCAUUACCAAGCGGGUAUGAUCACCCAGAAUGGCCAGGGCAAUUUCCACAGACUGAAGUCAAGAACUUUUAAAUGAUACUAAGAGCAAAUCUACAGAAAGACAAUUUGUACUAAAAUGUACUAUCCUUACUACUCACAAGUCAUAAGCAGUUAGUGAUUUUAUCAUUUUUUAUUUUAAAAUAGAACACAACCUAUGCCUGACAAAGAGGCUGUAGCAAAAUCAGAACCCUGCAACCAAGAACUAGAACAAAAUGCCAAGGUAAAGCACGUAAGGGAAUCUGCAGAUGAGGUGGGUGGUGAUACGCACAUACAAGUCAGAACAAGAAAACGUAUACCAAGCUGAUGCUGGUGGGAAUGAGGGGUCACAGCCAGUACUAAGUAAGACUCCCAUUACGACUCCCUGAUUUAUAAAAAUACAUUUUACAUAGAAGAGGCAGAACUGUCAAAAGGACCAUCACAAAACAUGAUGUUUCCAUUGAAAUUCAAAGGCUCUGCAACUCUUAUGUCUACGUCAUCUUGGAUUUUUAGACCAGUACUUCCAAAAAUGCAUCUAGUAAUUGUCCUCUGUGACACUGACUCUGCCCUCACUCUUCCAGAAAUUUUUUGUGUUUCUAUUGAAUACAUUGUACGUACUAUUUAUAAAGGCAAGAGUAGCUACUCAACAUGAAACUCUUCCUGUUGGUAACUGCAUAAAGUACUUUUAAAAACACAUUUUAAAGUUACAGUCUUGCUUUCUUACAGCAAAAUUAGCUUGUCUUCUUCCACCCAUGGCAGUUCAAGGACCACAUUGAAGAAAACGUGUAGAAGAAUUUCUAAAACCUUUGCAAAUAUUCUGAAAUCCUUUAAUAGAUUUUUAAUCUAUAACCAAGUUAGUGAUUAAACUACUUGAUCUGUAACUUCCAAUUUUCAUAUGUAAACUUCUUUAGAACUGAGAAAAACUUCCUUGAACCUAAAAGCAGUGUGAAGUAUGACCAAAGUACCACCAGUACCACGCCCACAGCAAGGAAAGGAGAUACAUACAGAAUGCCUGUUCCAGAAUUGCCAGAGGACUUUUACUGGAGAAGGCAGAACACCAAAGAGGCUCGGACCACUGACAUUACAGCUCUGGAGAUAACAGUUUCCCUAAGUUGUCUAGGAACAAGCUCACAGGGUAACCAUCCUGUCCUGGUGUGCUCUUGCUUGACAUGGUACAUAGUGGCCGCCUGUGUUCUGAUGCACUCCAACUGAGCAGAGGGUACAGAAGCUACGCCGUGACACAGGGCAGCCCAGCCACCAAACACUGCACUAGCACAGCCAGCGGACACUGGAGAGCAGCAAGUUAGUCAAUGAAUUGUUUUUGCAGGCUAAAGAACACAGGCACAAAGCGUAUUCUUACCGUAAGGAAACCAGGCAGAACGGGACCAUUUGGGAGCAGGCUGCUGACCAGCCCAAAGGGAAUCCAGCUGAGGGACAGACCUGGGAAUGGUCCACAGCUGGGAGAUGAGAACAGCUCUCCAGCAGUCCACUUGCAUGUUGUGGUGCAGAUUAACGUUUCUACCAACCAGAUGCCAGCAUGCCGUACCAAUGCAGGUCCCUGCAGCCUCUGCAGCCUUGCCUCCUGCCCACACCUGAGGUACACGCCACCUAGCAAUCCCAACAACAGUACAGCUCCACCAGUAGUCAUGGCACAGAAAGAAUCUGAAGGCUUCGCUAGCCACAAGCAUACCAAGAGCUACAGGACCCAAGCAAUUGAACAGACUGUAUUUGUGUGUACAUUAGACAUGUACAACCCACCUCGUUACAACGUAUUCAUGGGAGCAGAUGGACAACACGCACUAGUUAGCUGUGCAUAUGAAAAUAUUGCUAACAUGUUAUGUUCUUUUCUUGGGACAGCAGCUGCUCUGCAAGUGUGACAGUAGUGACAGGAUUUACAUCUUCUUGCAUGAAGUAGCAGCACUUGUCUGGGUUACAGUGUUGAGUAACUUUUUGGAUAAAUAUAAAUUCCUCUAGAUGACUACUUCAAUGCUCAAAGCCCUCAAGCUUGAUGUAGAAGUCAACACAGCACCAGUAAUUCACUGUAGUCAAUAGUCUAGACAUAAGAUUGGUAAAAUAUAAAUCUAAAUUACUACAGGAAACAUCAGCCCUUGUAGUACCUCAUGUCUCAGCAAGAACCUUCAAGUACUCAGAAUACAGGCCCACCCUCAACCACCUUGAAGAAUUGGGCCCUCGUUCAUUUAAUCACUUAACAGUCUUGACUGGCAGAUAUUCCACAAGUGGAAAAUAUAGUUAGUAAACAAAUAAAUAUUUUAAUAGCAGGUGCAGAAUUUUUCUUUUCCUCUAGUGAAGUAUUUAAUUCCUGUGUAUAAUUAAGAACUGCAGCUGAAUAUUAAGGGAUCAUCAGGAGAUGCAACACACACAGCUCCCCAAGGCACAGGACAGGCUUUUCAGUAAUACUUCUCUAGACUAGCAGCUCCUUGCAGAAAGCGGACAUUUACAUGCUCCCUAGGUUACUAAAGGAGUUUUAAAGUUUGGAAACACAAGAAAUAACCAGAUGGAUAGCAGCAUAAUCUCAUUAAAAAAAACAGAAGCUUAUGAGAAACAGUAACUCCAAGGUAGUUUUCUCCAUCAGAACGUUUCAGUUAGGGUAUCAAGAAUUGUGGUGAUUCAUGACAUCCUAUUUUCAAUUGGGUAGUGAAACUAAGUCUUCAGACUUUAGGAUCUCCCAAAAUUACUCACUGUGGCUGUAGAAACUUCUUAAGUUUUAGAAUACGAUAAAAAAAUAUUAUCAUGCAAGUAUCCUUUAAUCACUCUGUAAAAAUGGUUCUAAAAAUAAUUUAGCAGAAAAUACAUCUGCACUACAGUGGCUAAAUAAUCACCUUGCAACUACAAAUGGUAUUUUAACACAGCCAAAGAAAGGAUUCUGCUACCAACACAAGCAACCAAUACUUGCAUGAUAUUUGUGUUCAGAUCCAGUCAUCGCAAACUAUGGUAUUUGAAGUUUCAGGUGAAGGAAUAUUAAUAUAUUAAUUUAGUUUCAGAAAAGCUCACAAAGAUGUGUAUUAAUCAACUUAAACUGUAACACAGGAAAUCUGUGAGACCUCCAGCCGCUUAUACAAGCUAGAAUAAGGCAACGGAUGCAGAUCAGAGGAAGGCUGACGUACUUGGAGAGCUUAGCUAUUCAUCUUCCCUUAGCCCCCUCAAGUCAACCCAUCUAGAAGCCAACCCACAAUCUUACAAGGCAUCAGAUCACAGACACUGGGUGAGAGAGUUUCCCCAUCUGAGAUUUCUAUUCUCCAUUAAGAGAAAGAA